GCUGAGUCCUGAACACGUUGGAUGUGUUGCCCUAGGAUGUAUCAAUGUUUCAAUCCAGCUGACUCGUUGCUUGUCACCAGAACUUAUUCCUUACUUACGUGUUGGUCAAGAAGUCUUUUUAAAAGUUAUUUCUAUUGACUUUCAGAGAAAGGUUCUCCAUAUAGGAGGAAAGAUUACCAGUGAAUGUAUUCAAUUCAUGAAGGAUAUCGACCCCCAUCCACAAGUUAUCAACGGAGACGAAGCUGUAAGUGAAGAUGGUUCUUCCCUAAGUCAUGACAACACUUUUAAUGUAGCAGGUGUUGUAAAGAAGGAAAAUUCACUUACUGACUGUGGGACCAAACCCUCGACAACAAGUUUACAGGAUUCCCUGGACACUAUCACACCAACUAAGUGUUUGGACACAAACGACAUUACUAAAAAUAAAUCAGUGAAAAAGAAGAAUAAAAGAAACAAGAAAAUAAAAACAUCUCCCAAAAAAUCUAAAAAGAGCAAAAAGAAUCUAAGCAAACAAAGUUCCAGUAGAAAAGAUAAAACUAAAAAUCUGAAGAAAAGGAAACAAAACAAACUUACAAAGAAGAGGUUAAAAAAGACUUCUUAACAGAAAAUCGAUGCUGAAGACAAAAAGUUUGGAAACAUCUUAUUGUACAUGCCAAUGUAAAAUCUAAAAGUUAUAAAUAAAGUUUUUGUUAAUUUGGA
Limulus polyphemus (Atlantic horseshoe crab) is the source of this 696-nucleotide messenger RNA. RefSeq names its product DNA-directed RNA polymerase I subunit RPA43-like. The annotation marks the transcript as partial. The transcript is spliced from 2 exons. Lineage: Eukaryota; Metazoa; Arthropoda; Merostomata; Xiphosura; Limulidae. The record is from RefSeq and is a predicted model, not a curated record.